This is a messenger RNA of Lontra canadensis (Northern American river otter), 2927 nucleotides long. It is a transcript of the gene FTSJ3, whose product is annotated as FtsJ RNA 2'-O-methyltransferase 3. Gene Ontology annotation, biological process: maturation of 5.8S rRNA from tricistronic rRNA transcript (SSU-rRNA, 5.8S rRNA, LSU-rRNA); maturation of LSU-rRNA from tricistronic rRNA transcript (SSU-rRNA, 5.8S rRNA, LSU-rRNA); rRNA methylation. The coding region runs from base 185 to 2695 and encodes 836 amino acids. Gene Ontology annotation, cellular component: nucleolus; nucleus; preribosome, large subunit precursor. NCBI's taxonomy places the organism in Eukaryota, Metazoa, Chordata, Mammalia, Carnivora, Mustelidae. The transcript has 20 exons. Gene Ontology annotation, molecular function: rRNA (guanine) methyltransferase activity; rRNA (uridine-2'-O-ribose)-methyltransferase activity. The record is from RefSeq and is a predicted model, not a curated record.
AAGCGGACGUACGUGUGCUGUCCACAUGUGCUUCUGCCAGAGUGGUGAAAAGGGCCCUGGUUCACGGUGUUUGCAGAGUUAGGUAGGGAACGGAGAGCGGAAUUUAGUGGUCCAGAAGGUCCGGAACGAGACGUCCCAGUUUUUACUCUGUCCCCAGACCGAGUGACACUCCCCCCGUUUCACCAUGGGCAAGAAGGGCAAGGUCGGGAAGAGCCGGCGGGACAAGUUCUAUCACCUGGCGAAGGAGACCGGUUACCGCUCCCGUUCCGCUUUCAAGCUGAUCCAGUUGAAUCGCCGCUUUCAGUUCCUGCAGAAAGCUCGAGCCUUGCUGGACCUGUGUGCUGCGCCAGGGGGAUGGUUGCAGGUGGCUGCUAAGUUUAUGCCUGUAUCCAGCCUUAUUGUAGGAGUGGACCUGGUUCCAAUCAAGCCUCUUCCCAAUGUGGUGACACUCCAGGAGGACAUCACGACAGAACGCUGUAGGCAGGCCCUGAGAAAGGAACUGAAGACCUGGAAAGUUGAUGUCGUGCUCAAUGAUGGGGCCCCCAACGUUGGGGCUAGCUGGGUCCAUGAUGCUUACUCACAAGCCCAUUUGACACUGAUGGCUCUGCGUUUGGCUUGUGAUUUUCUGGCCCGUGGAGGCUGCUUCAUCACAAAGGUUUUUCGUUCCCGUGACUAUCAGCCUCUACUGUGGAUCUUUCAGCAACUCUUCCGCCGUGUCCAGGCCACUAAGCCCCAAGCCUCUCGACAUGAAUCUGCAGAGAUCUUUGUUGUUUGCCAAGGAUUCCUGGCUCCUGACAAGGUUGACAGUAAAUUCUUUGACCCCAAGUUUGCCUUCAAGGAGGUCGAAGUUCAGGCCAAGACUGUUACCGAGUUGGUGACUAAGAAGAAGCCAAAGGCUGAGGGUUAUGCUGAGGGCGAUCUCACACUCUACCACCGUACUUCAGUCGCUGACUUCCUCCGGGCUGCCAACCCUGUUGACUUCCUCUCCAAAGCCAGCGAAAUCUCACUGGAUGAUGAAGACUUGGCCCAGCAUCCAGCUACCACCGAGGACAUCCAGGCGUGUUGUCAGGAUAUCAAAGUGCUGGGGCGCAAGGAGCUCAGGUCCCUCCUGAACUGGAGAACAAAGCUUCGGCGAUACGUGGCUAAGAAGCUGAAGGAGCAAGCGAAGGCCCUGGACAUCAGCCUCAGUUCCGGAGAGGAGGAGGAGGGUGAGGAGGAGUCCAAGGCUGGAACUGGGCAGCCGCUCUCUAAGGAGGACGAAGAGGAGGAACAAUUAAACCAGACCCUGGCGGAGAUGAAGGCGCAGGAGGUGGCAGAAUUAAAGAGGAAGAAAAAGAAGCUGCUGCGUGAGCAGAGAAAACAGCGGGAGCGUGUGGAGCUGAAGAUGGAUCUUCCCGGGGUUUCUAUUGCGGAUGAGGGGGAGACUGGCAUGUUCUCCCUGCGCACCAUCCGGGGUCACCAGCUGUUGGAGGCGGUCACACAAGGGGAUAUGAGUGCUGCAGACACAUUUCUGUCCGAUCUGCCAAGAGAUGACAUCUACGUGUCCGAUGUUGAGGACGACGACGACGACGCAUCUCUGGAGAGUGACCUGGAUCCAGAGGAGUUGGCUGGAGUUGGAGGAUCUCAGCAUCUAAAGGACCAAAAGCGUGUACGAUUUGCUGAAGUAGAAGAUGACAAAAAAGAAGAGGAAGAAGAAGAGAAUCCACUGCUGAUACCGCUGGAGGAAAAGACGGUAGCGCAGGAAGAACAAGCCAGUCUGUGGUUCUCUAAGGAUGGCUUCAGUGGGAUCGAGGAUGAUGCUGACGAGGCGCUGGAGAUCCGGCAGGCCCAGCUACUGUCUGAGAGCCGUCGGAAGGGGCGACAGCAGGGGCCACCACCACUUCCCAGUCUGAAGACCGAGAAGAAACCUCCCCAGGACCAGGAGGAAAACCCUAAGGGGCCAGAGGCUCUAGCGGCAGCCAAGACGGCCCCUGGGCCCGGCAAGGAAGGGGAUGGCAGCUCGGACAGUGACAGCGACAGCAGCAGCGAUGAAGAAAGUUGGGAACCCAAGCGCAGGAAGAAGCGAAGCUGCGGGUCUAAGUCCGAUGACGACGGGUUUGAAAUUGUGCCUAUCGAGGACCCAGCGAAACAUCAGGUACUAGACCCUGAAGGCCUGGCCCUAGGUGCUCUCAUUGCCUCUUCCAAAAAGGCUAAGCGGGAUCUCAUAGAUGACUCCUUCAGCCGGUACGCAUUUAAUGAGGAGGAGGGGGAGCUUCCUGAGUGGUUUGUGCAAGAGGAAAAGCAGCACAGGUUCCGGCAGCUGCCUGUUGACAAGAAGGAGGUGGAACACUACCGCAGACGCUGGAGGGAGAUCAACGCACGGCCCAUCAAGAAAGUAGCCGAGGCUAAGGCCAGAAAGAAACGGAGGAUGCUGAAGAAGCUGGAGCAAACCAAGAAGGCGGCAGAGGCUGUGGUGAACACCGUGGACAUCUCAGAACGCGAGAAAGUGGCUCAGCUUCGGAGUCUCUACAAGAAGGCCGGGCUCGGCAAGGAGAAACGCCAAGUCACCUAUGUGGUAGCCAAAAAAGGCGUGGGCCGCAAAGUGCGCCGGCCAGCUGGGGUCCGAGGCCACUUCAAGGUGGUGGACUCAAGGAUGAAGAAGGACCAAAGAGCACAGCAAAGGAAAGAGCAGAAGAAAAAACACAGACGGAAGUGAGCAGAGCCACCAGGACCCCUGAGAAGACAGUGUGAGGACACGGAGGUGUGAUUGCAGCCCCCCUGGUACCAGCUAUAGGCUUCCUUGUGUCGGAGUCUGCUGGGAAGACAGGUGGGGUGCCUAGAACUCUCGCGGUGGUCCUGUGGGGUGAGGGAAGAUGUUCCCCUGCCUGAAGGAAGGUCUUGGGCCAUGUCCUGUUGAUGCUGCUGUUGGCACCCCCCACCGGCCCCAA